This is a messenger RNA of Betta splendens (Siamese fighting fish), 3108 nucleotides long. It is a transcript of the gene slc35f3b, whose product is annotated as solute carrier family 35 member F3b. The record is from RefSeq and is a predicted model, not a curated record. The transcript has 8 exons. Gene Ontology annotation, cellular component: membrane. NCBI's taxonomy places the organism in Eukaryota, Metazoa, Chordata, Actinopteri, Anabantiformes, Osphronemidae. Bases 142 to 1668 code for a protein of 508 amino acids.
UAACGUCGGAGCCGUGUGCGCGGCGGUGGCCACGCAUAUGCUCGCGGGGGUGCGAAGAGGAGAGGAGGCGACGGUCUCGUCUCCGCCAGAGCCGAUGAGGAUUUAGGUUCGGGCUCGCUGUCCGGCUCGGUGGCCUCCAGGAUGUACGGGGAUGGAGAGGGCACCGUGUGGGACCGGGUCGCGCGGCCCCACCGGGACUGCAUGUGCUACCUUGGACCGCCGACUACUUUGAUGCCCAUCGGGAUGCACAAGUCCCCCGACGUGAGCCCCAGACGGCUUUCGGACAUCAGCCCUCAGCUCAGACAACUCAAGUACCUGGUGGUGGACGAGGCCAUCAAGGAGGACCUCAAGUCCUCGCGCUCAGUGGAGGACAUCAACAGCGCGUCCAUAGAGGAGCGGAUACUGCGGAUCACCGGUUAUUAUGGAUAUCAGCCCUGGAGUACGAGCUACAAGAGAGAGGAGCGGCCCAGGGAGGCGGCGGCGGGCGCCGCGGACGCGCCGUCGGCCGGCGGCGCGGGCGGAGCCGAGGGCGGCUCCGGCAAACGGAGGCUCCGCUGCUGCGUCCGGGUGACGCCGGCGCAGGUGCGCAAAGCGCUGUGGGGCGUGGCCAUGGUCGUGUGCGUGUGCUCGUCGUGGGCGGGCUCCACCCAGCUGGCCAAGCUCACCUUCCGGCAGUUCGACGCGCCGUUCACCCUCACGUGGUUCGCCACCACCUGGAACUGCCUCUUCUUCCCGCUCUACUACAUCGGCCACCUGUGCAAGAACCCGGAGAGGCAGACGCCCAAGCAGAGGUUCAGGGAGUGCUGCAGGUUCUUCGGGGACGACGGGCUCACACCCAAGGUGUUCCUCACGCGCGUGGCGCCCUUUGGCCUGCUGUGGAUCCUCACCAACUACCUGUACCUGCAGGCCCUCAGGAAGAUCAACACGACGGACGUGUCGGCGCUCUUCUGUUGCAACAAGGCCUUCGUCUUCCUGCUGUCGUGGAUUGUACUGCGAGACCGCUUCAUGGGCGUCAGGAUAGUCGCCGCUAUCUUGGCCAUAGCAGGCAUCGUCAUGAUGACCUACGCCGACGGCUUCCACAGCCACUCAGUCAUCGGAAUCACGUUGGUCGUGGCCUCCGCUUCCAUGUCGGCACUUUACAAGGUUCUCUUCAAGAUGGUCCUGGGCAGCGCCAAGUUCGGAGAGGCCGCGCUCUUCCUCAGCAUCGUCGGCAGCGCCAACUUUGUUUUCCUCAGCUUCGUGCCCGUCAUCCUCUACUUCACGCGCGUGGAGUACAUCGGCUCGCUCGCCAACGUCCCCUGGCUCUACCUCUGCGGGGUGGCGGGCCUGCUGUUUGCUUUCAACGUCCUGGUGAACUUUGGCAUCGCGAUCACGUAUCCAAAGUUAAUUUCCCUCGGCAUUGUCCUAAGUGUUCCCGUAAACGCCAUGGUGGACCUCUACACAUGCGAGAUCCAUUUCAACACGGUGCGCCUCAUCGCCGUGUUCAUCAUCUGCCUGGGGUUCCUCAUGCUGCUGUUACCCGAGGACUGGGACCAGUGCAUCAUCCAGCUGAGCACCAAGCUGCGCAAGCGCGACGAGCCAGCAGAGGGCGCCGGAGAGGCGGCCACGGCCACGGGGCUCAACUGGAGGGGGCGAGCCAGGACGUCCAUGUCAACGUUUGCACAUUGACUCGGUGGAUUGUUAUCACUGGAACACACACACACACACACACACACACACACACACGGUGCCCUGCCCGUCUCAGUCACACAGGAUUUCAGAUCUCCCUUUGAUCGGCCACGGGAGGAGAGACAGAUCGCGUAUCAUCCAUUCAGCGCCUGUUUCACUCAGAAGGUUCAGAGUCGGUAUCAGUUAGGCUCCCUCUUAUUGAGAAGUUCAGGUAUAAAUGCUUUAGUCAUUUUGCUGUACCCCUUAAUUGGUGUGAGCCCAGGAACAUGCCUGAUCUGAUGUACACACACACCUUUAAGAUCCAAAGAAGAUUGCCUAAAAUGCUGAAUGCUUGAUUAGAAGAGGGAGGCCUGCGGUGGGGCCCCUCAGGUGUAAACCUAACGACAUACCUGCCUUUUGUGCACUGUACAUAGUCGUUUUAUUUCACACCGCGGACGUCCUGCAGCCGUCGACCCGAUCGGCUCAUCGGGUGCGAAGGGACCUGUCAGCACGUCUGAGCAUCAGUCUGAGCUGAAGGAGGCCUUCGCGGCAUCUCUCUGCCUCGGCUCAUCGGCAGAGGAGCGAUUAGGCCGCUGUAUUUGGACCAUGCUGAUUAGAUGAACUCCCCCUCUGCCACGGCCGACGUCCAAACCUGAAAAGCAUUAGUGGCUCCGGCCUCUCUGAGAGCUUGUAAAACACUGGAUGGACUAAACGUUUGAUAUUUUAUAUUAAGACAAGGAAGAAAAAAACGGAGCUACCCCUUUAAAAAUCAACCAAUAAACCAGACCUGGAAUUUGUCAUAUUUAACAUCUGGACUCAAGCCUGUCUGGGCUCUAAGUGUACAGCUGUUUCAUUCUGGGCAGAACAACAGUACAUGUUGACACGUGACAGCGAGUCAAAGGUUCCACCGCUUCCAUCGGCCCCGUUCGCGAGGCAGGUCAUCGGCCAGGACGACCCCCCGAGACUCUGCCUUGUUGCGAAUGUACGAACAUCCCUCCACCACACACGCUCUCUCUCUGUUUAUACAGUGCCACCACAGACUGCGGUCCAUGAGACUCGGAUUCCCUCCUCACGUCGACGUCUGACGGAGUCGCUUUCUUUCGUUUUGUUCUUUGGGACUACUUCUGUUUCAGGACGUUUCACGGCCCGUUUUUUGCAUCUGGUGGCAGGACAAGCAUGUUACAGCUGAGUCCACUUCACUGCCUUCUCUUUGGUUCGCAAUGGACUACGUUAGCACUGUUUCCCAUUGUCAUUCUCUAUGACAAUAAAUAAUAAUGAUGUAUUCCUCUGGAAUUAUUGCUAAACAUACAUGUAAACCUUUGUAAGGAAUGACGAUUUUUACACUGAGAUGCAGCAUAAUCUGAGGAAGGAACAUUCAGAAGGUGAAUAAACGAUGGGUUUAUUAGACUGAUGUUGUCUUCCAGUGUAAUCACAUGUAUAAAAAAAUUUCUUUUCAAUAUA